Molecule: messenger RNA, 2010 nt
Organism: Aureobasidium musti
Lineage: Eukaryota; Fungi; Ascomycota; Dothideomycetes; Dothideales; Saccotheciaceae
Source: the annotation of a GenBank genome assembly
CACUCGAAGGGCCAGCAGACACCACUUCGAAUAUCGCCAUCUGAUUCGACAGCAGCGGCAAGAUUUGGACAGUUAUCCUUAGAACAUGCUGCGGAGGUUGGAACUAGAGUAAGCCCUAUCUCGAAAAAACGACCAGCAAGCUCAGAAGUUUGCACUGCAGAUGCAUCAGCAUUGGUCAAGGAUUACGACAAAGCGUUUGCCAUAAGAACCUCAUGCGCAGCAUCAAAAUACAUCAAACGACCUACUGCCGAGGAGACCAUAACAGUGUGUCCUCCACUGACAAGUGAACCGUCGGUUAGUGCGACCGAAGGACGUACCUUAUUUCCAGACCCAUACGACCCGCGAACUCCGGAAGAAUUUACAGAAGGCUUGAAGCGUCGUCGUCGCCCCACCGAAACCUUGUAUCUCGACAUCGUACAAUCAAUACCUGGGCUGAACGCAGCUAGAUCUUUGCGACAGGCGGAUUACAUGUCUCAAGAUGAGUUUACGGCAGAGAUCAAGGGUAUCUAUGCUGCAUUGGUCAUGGUUGAAGCGAAGUGCAUCAAGCUUGAUGCAGCACAUAUGAAUGCCAGUGCGAAUCUUUCUUUUGAUCAAUGGCAAGCACUUUUUGCAGUGCAUCGAACUCUGCUGUACGAACACCAUGACUUCUUGUCUGCAUCACAACAUCCCUCAAGCAGUUCUUCGUUGCGCAAGCUGGCCACAAAGUACUCUAUGCCAGCUCGGAUGUGGAAACACGGUAUUCAUUCGUUUCUGGAGGUACUGCGACGUCGUCUGCCAGAUUCGCUUGACUACAUGCUGCAAUUCAUUUAUUUGGCGUACCAAACAGUCACGCUGCUCUACGAAACAGUCCCAUCCUUCGAAGAUACCUGGAUCGAAUGUCUUGGAGACUUGGCACGUUACAGAAUGGCGGUCGAAGAGAUAGACAUGAGAGAUCGUGAGAUCUGGGGUGGAGUAGCCCGUGACUGGUACUCCAAAACAUCAAACAGGAACCCAGAUGUGGGCAGACUGUACCAUCACUUGGGUAUAUUGGCACGCCCAAAUGCGAUCCAACAAACGUACUAUUACUGUCGAGCGUUGACUUGUGUUCAACCUUUCGAUUCUGCCAUGGAAUCGUUGUCUUCGUUGCUCUCGCCUUUGACAAAAGUGGAGCCGGAACGAGCGGUAAUACCUUACGUGGACGAAACAGACUCCAUGUUUCUCUGCAUACAUGCCAAAAUGCUGGCAUCGAGAACUCGAAACUAUGGUACUCAGCUUCAUGUGGUUAUUUCCACAUAUCGUGUAUGGCUUGACACGCAAAUCCGUCGUCAGGCACUCAAAUGGAAAGAUCAUGGUGUUUUCAUUGCCGUUACUAAUAUUUCAGCGUGCUUCGGUUAUGGUUAUCUUGACAAUUGUCUAUCAAAAACUUACAGAAAGGGGAUAAAGGUAACACAUAACCUUCAUGCAUCUGAGAAUACCACGCUGAAUCCGAACUNNUCUCAGGGAUCUGAUAACGAAAGAAACGACUCUAUCUCGGACGAUUCGCUGUAUCUUCUUUCCAGCACACUUGCAUUGGUCCUAUCUCGAGAGAACGACUUCAACGUCCUCCCUCAUGUACAUACGAUCUUGGCUUUUCUCUGGAGCAUCUACAAUCUGGCGGUCGGACCAGCCGCCCUGAUUACAAAAGUACUGAAUUCUAUUCCUUGGNGGAAGAUCGUCGAUUUCCUCAACAGCUUUAUCAAAACCGAGCCGAUUGAAGAUCGAGUUGCGGAUGCAGGUCGACGAGGAAGCUUUNUGCAAGGCGCACCCAAGCCACUGCCUGAGGACUAUCUUCUGCGCGGUCUGGUCUGGUGCAGAGGCUACUUUGCAUCUGGAUGGUUUGACGAAAAGCACGACGAGGAAAGUCGUCUUCUUGAGCUGCCCAGCACGAACAAGGUGAGAAUUGAUAGGGUCAUGCGAUUGAGCAUUUGCUUGUCACAGAAAGGAAAUUUCAUCUCUUUUGAUCAUUCGAGGAAGGUGUUCCUCAAGCUCAAU